Messenger RNA from Rodentolepis nana, 867 nucleotides. NCBI's taxonomy places the organism in Eukaryota, Metazoa, Platyhelminthes, Cestoda, Cyclophyllidea, Hymenolepididae. The record is from the annotation of a GenBank genome assembly.
AUGUCUGAGUUUAAGCUGACUUACUCAGCUGGAAGAAUCCAUGUUUUGGGAAAAAUGGUGUACUCUUUGGGGAAGAGUUUUAGCAUUCGAUUGAGGUUGCGAGCAAGCGCAUCCUUUCGACAGAUUUCUGACAUUCCCGGAAAAUGGUUAAUUUUCUGCCAUUUCUUCAUUGAUACAACGCGUUCAACAGAAACAGAGAGGUCAGUCCAAUAGAGGUUCCAAUCUUCAUCUUCUCCAACUUCUCUGAAUCCAAACCUCUGUGAAACUCGUCUAACUGAGUCGUAUCGACAAUUUAGUAAAUUGACUUCAAGUCUUUUUCGCCUUCUCCUUCUUGGUCGUACUGAAUAAACUAUAUUGUUGGUAUAACCCUCACUAUAAUUAUACGCAUAACACAUACCUUUCACUGGUGGGACGCCUGAAUCCAAAUCUCCAGCUGAAUCUGGCUUUAACUCAUAAUUUUCGGCUUCCACUUCAGGUGUUGCAAAAUUGGCUUCCUUGUCGUUUUUAAAGUUAGUCGCUGAAUUCUUAUCUGGAAUAAAUUUGUUAUUGGUAUCUUCACCAAUGCCAAAAAUUUCAUCAUCAUCUGGUUUGUAUUCUAAAGGCGUCAACUCAGCAUCGUGUAUUUUAUUUUGUUUUGAUAGGAUGUUGGCUCGAUGAGGUUUUGGAACAUCAUUCUGCUUCUCAUAGCAUGCAUAUGAGAUACUAACAGCGGGAAUGACCUUCAGCAUAUUUGCUCCCAUUCCUCGGUACAAACCCAUCACCCCCUCUUGCUUGACUAUCCGUUGGGCGAGAUGCUUCAGGGAUAUCUUUUCACUUUCUGCUUGGAGUUUUGUUUUAAUUAGAGCUAGAGGAUAUGUCGCUAUCUGA